Messenger RNA from Hyaloscypha bicolor E, 507 nucleotides. RefSeq lists its product as uncharacterized. The transcript has a single exon. The record is from RefSeq and is a predicted model, not a curated record. Bases 1 to 507 code for a protein of 168 amino acids. Lineage: Eukaryota; Fungi; Ascomycota; Leotiomycetes; Helotiales; Hyaloscyphaceae.
AUGAGAGAUAUAUUUGAAACUCAGGUGCAUCUAGAACUAUCUGAGGAGUUCAUGGGCCUGGAAGCGCUUCUGCAACAGAGAUUUCCAGUGUUUCUACAUCCUGAGAACAAUAUGCCGGCUCUCCAAGACUUGAAACAGGCUGUCAAAGAAGAACAGAAGUCACCCGAAGGCUUUGUUCCUCUAAUAUCCCAAGAUCAGAUUCGGCGCAUGUUUGAGACCACCUAUGACGAGAUUACGGCGGUCUAUCCAAUGUUCGAUCUUCCGACGCUCAACAGGCUCAACGCCGAACAGCACGCGGUCAGCAGCGCUCAUCCGGCGGGCAAUCCAGCCCGAUGGGCAAUCAUAAACACUUGGAUUGCCAUGGGGUGCGUUUCAAGACAGAGCCUGGGUCGGAAGACGAACUGGAUUGCGUUAUUAAGGCCUACUACCGCAACGCGGUCUUGGUACUUCCAGACCUUAUUCUGCAGCCUACAAACAAGGAGACAAUUCAGGCGCUGUUGUCCAUAG